Monopterus albus (swamp eel) is the source of this 2326-nucleotide messenger RNA. RefSeq names its product dual specificity phosphatase 22a (gene dusp22a). The record is from RefSeq and is a predicted model, not a curated record. Gene Ontology annotation, molecular function: protein tyrosine phosphatase activity. Gene Ontology annotation, cellular component: cytosol. NCBI's taxonomy places the organism in Eukaryota, Metazoa, Chordata, Actinopteri, Synbranchiformes, Synbranchidae. Bases 267 to 1001 code for a protein of 244 amino acids. Gene Ontology annotation, biological process: signal transduction; protein dephosphorylation. The transcript has 7 exons.
CUGUCUGACUGUAAUCCUACAGCAUGGGCGUUUCAGUCCUCCGAUAGAAACUGAGCUGCAGGCAACAUGCUGUGAUGUCACUUACCGGAUUAAUCGGUUGUUUCACGUCAAAGCAAUCCGGAAGACGCUGCAACAUGACGGAACUGUGUCGGGAGCCGAGACAAGGUUAAGGCUGAAUUCAUAACAUCAUUGUUUUAGGCAUGGCGGUGGAACUUGAUAAUGUUGUUUAACAGGACACAAAGAUAGCAACGCUUAUUCGCUGUUUUAUGAAUUGGAAGCCAGUCCGUCCAGCGUCGCGUUUCGGAUAUAUUGAAAUAGUAACAUUAGCAGGUCUACAUACUAAAGUGCCGUACCUCGUCGUAGACUGGAUCAGAGUCACAAUGGGCAAUGGAAUGAAUAAGGUUGUGGAUGGACUCUAUCUUGGGAAUAUAAGAGAUGCAGAAAACAGAGAAAGUCUUUCUAAGAAUGGAAUCACCCAUAUCCUGUCUGUGUACAACAAUGCUAAGCCUGUAUUUGAGGACAUGACGUACCUUUGUAUUCAUGCAGCUGAUGCUUCUAGCCAGAACCUAUUACAACAUUUUAAAGAGUGCAUCAGCUUCAUCCAUGAAUGUCGCCUGAAUGGUGGUUCUUGUCUCGUGCACUGCCUUGCAGGUGUGUCCCGCAGCACUACCAUGGUGGUGGCCUAUCUGAUGACUGUUACUCACUACAGCUGGGAGGAGUGUCUGUCUGCAGUCAAAGCUGUUCGCUCCUUUGUUGGCCCAAACUAUGGCUUCCAGCAGCAGCUGCAGGAGUACCAGACAACACAAGUGUCUGAGUACCGAGUAUGGUUACGAUCUAGUUUCCGCCCUAAUCCAUUCAGUGAUGAGGAGCAGGUGGGCGCCCUGUUGAGCCAGUACACAGAGCAACAGGAGAGCCAGAGGAGAGGAGCAGAGCAGCGCUGGAUCAAUCGGGGCUUCCGUGCUCUGCCGUCUGACCCUGAUAAUCCUGAAGGCAGCAGCUGAAACACGCCAAAGUUGUGCCCACUGCUGUCUGGAAGCCUCAGUAACUGUUGGGGUUUUUUUUUUUUGUACUCAAUUCCAAAUCAACCCCUAUGUUAUAUCCAACUUUAAACCUUUGUAUAGCCAUGAAAGCAGAGAAUGAAAUAAAUACCCCCUUAUAAGCCAAGCAUAUUUUUUAUACUUUAUUUGUGAUGCUGUGGUCACUUUUAAGCAGCGGAGGUUGAUUUAGAAUUGGGCUACAGCCACUACAGGGGUACUGGUGCUCACAGACGCCUUACUCUAAACACCUCAGCACCUUAGCCAUGAUGAACUCUUUACACCUGUAAUGUUCAGCUCAGCAGCCUUAAAGACAUGACUGACCAAUCCUGCCUUAAAGUAACAUUUUGCCUCUGAUUAGGUGGGUGUCCAGUCUGUGUUGGUGGACAAGAAAAUUUGCAAAUCUACAACCAGUGAUGCCAGUUAUUCUGAUAUGUACCAGUUUGUAGUUCUGUUCAGGGUCUUAAUGGUUGACUCCUUUAUCAGCACUGCAGCUUAGAAAGUUUCCAGACUGACAGCUUAAAGUGUGUGUAUAAAUCACAUACAUCCUAGAAAAUACACUAUAACCGAUGCCUAUGUAGUAAACAUCCAUUUACAUCCAGUUGUAUCCUGUUCUCUUACUCCAGUUCCCACUUUUUUGUUUCAUUUAGAUGAAAAUUUAAGAUGUCUACACACUACAUGUACAAAUGCCUGAAUCCAGCACCAACCAUCUACAGUGGAUUACAAUGACUUGAUAUCAGUUGGUGGGUAACCAGAGAUGGAAGAUUGUGAGUUGGCUCUGUUAGCUUGCAGGCAACCCAAAUGUUGCUGAUUUCUCUCUUGUCAGGCCAAGGUCAAAAGAAAAGUGCAACAGCCUGUAGUAUGUUCACAUCGACUGUGUCAGAAAAGCCAAGGGAGGCAUUUGUUAGUAAAGCAAGCUGCAUCAGAUGGCUACAGAGUUGUAGAGAACAUUAGUUCAUACAGUGUCCAUUUAAAGACCCAGAGCAAGGAGUUACAUACGGAUAAAAUUUGGAAAUUGGCAAAAUGUUCCUUUAAGUUGUACAUAUCAGGUUAAAUUGGGGAGCUACAUAAAAUAUGGCUGAGUAAAACAUAGAGUAUAACUAUACAUGAAGGAUCUCUGUAUUCAGAUGCUAAAGUCUUCCUUAUUUCACUGAAACUCUGAUUUAUCUUUGUAUUAUGAUAUAAAGCAAAUUUUUAGAAGAAUUGUGUUACAAAUUCAUUGCUACAUGUAAGUGUUUUAUUGCAUAUUUAUGGGGUUUUAUGUUUUAUAAUAAAUGUAGUGAUUGAUGAAA